Messenger RNA from Exserohilum turcica Et28A, 300 nucleotides. RefSeq lists its product as uncharacterized. Bases 1 to 300 code for a protein of 99 amino acids. NCBI's taxonomy places the organism in Eukaryota, Fungi, Ascomycota, Dothideomycetes, Pleosporales, Pleosporaceae. The transcript is spliced from 5 exons. The record is from RefSeq and is a predicted model, not a curated record. Gene Ontology annotation, biological process: mitochondrial electron transport, NADH to ubiquinone.
AUGAGCUCCAAAACACACGUCCUACGCCUCUACAGGCGAUCCCUCAAGCUCGCCCUCGACUGGAGCGUCCACCGCUACCUCUGGCGCGGACAGGCUCUGUACAUCCGCGAGCUGUUUGAGGCCAAGAGGCAUGUCACAGAGCCUCGAGUGAUGCGCGACUUGAUCAAAGAGACAGAGGAGCUGCUCGAAAAGUGGAAGCACCCGGAUCCUUACCGCCCGCCCACGGCUCCUGGAGGCUCAAAGUACGAGCGCAACCUGCCGUGCCCAAUCACCGACCCUCCGCCAAAGAUGAUCUUGUAG